AUGAAGCGAAUAUUCAGACGGAAACUGCGUUCCAACUCGACGUCGCUGACUGACGUGAGACCGUUUCAGCGUCGUUUGAGCCUUCCUGCUCCCAAUGAAGUGGAGAUUCUUCAUUCCAUUAAUCAGGUCAACGCAGCUGAUGUAUCGCCUGGCCCUGAAGAUACAGACGUCAGAAGCUACCUAGACCAGGAGUCGGUGGCGCUUUCCGAGACAGAGACGCUAGCACAGCCGAAAUCCCACCGCUGGGACCUCCAGGAAACGUAUAACGAAAACUAUACGGAGUACUUGCCUUACGUGAUCAAUAGACUCAGAGCUCAGAGACUAGAUGAGCUAAGGGCUGGCGGGCCGAUGAAUGUGGAUGUCAGCCCGACUGCCACUUCUGACGAUGACGAGACCAUGAUAUCGGAGCUGGAGCUGGACGAGUGCAUCCUUCGACGUCCCACGUCGGUGUGGAACUUGAAGAGGAGCUUGGUGGUCAGCAGGGAGUUCAUCAAGGGCACCACAUACGUGUUUCCAGACAUGAGAUCGUUUGAGAAGUUUCGUUACUUGCGUUCGAACCAGAAGAAACUCAACAAAAACACUUAUAUUGUGUAUGACGCAGAAGGCAACAUCAAGAAGGUCAAGGGAAGACCGCCUUCCGAGGAAAAUCUGGGCCCGCUUACCGAUAAAGGUAUUGUAAUUGACCAGAGACAGCAUAUUAUCCCCGUGGACUAUAAACUUCGAGGCGACGGGCUUCCUAUAUUGAAGAUUGUGAGUCCAUACAUGUCUUCGUUCCGAAAGAAAGUGCCAUACAUGGUUUUCAGAAAGUAUCGCCAGAUCCCACUUCGUCCUAAGGUUGGAGAAAGUGACGAGGACGAGAACUAUGAGCUGUUCGUGUUCUGCACGGUCCACGUCAAAAACUUCUCUCUUUAUCGUCGUUAUACUUUCCAUUUCACUCCCGAAGACCAGCCCGCUCUGAAGCUAUUGGUCUUCCAAAAUAAUCACAGGCCCUUUGCCGACUUUAAUUACCAAGAUACCCGGUUUCGCCUUUCGGGAACAUCGUUAACUAAUCCAUACUUGAUGAGUUACAAUCCUGAAUUAAAGCUACUCGUGCUUGGAAGCCGCCAGGACUCUCUUUGCGACAACAUCAUAGACAAGCUGCAACAAAGCGCUUACAAAAAAUCAGGCUCCACGAUCAACUUGCAUGAAACAGGAUCGAAUGUUGCACCAGAGGAUCUUCCAAAUCCAGUACCUAAUCCAAGAAACCCAAUCUUGACUGACGAUGAUGGACCUCUUCUGAAAGCCUCAAUUAGGACAUAUAUCCUUAACAAAAUGCCGCCUUUCGGCCGCUUCCUUGAUUCAUGUGCUUACAUGGAUGAUUCGCCAUUAUUCCCUAAGAAAUAUUCAGAGACAGGUAAAGUGGAGGUGUACCAGGAUAACACCAACAUGGAUCCACAUAUUGAUCUUUCGCUUGCAUCAAGUAUCGACCACGAUACUUUGGUACUUACGACGGUCUUCUUAACGUUACAGGAGACCAGAACAAGAAACACUAAUCGCUAUGCCUCCAACAAGUUUAUGGGCAGUGUUGGAGGAGGAGCCUACCUUUCAGGACUGGGGUUCAAUGGAGUAAGAGGUUACGAACCACCUCAUUUAGGUUCGUUUACGAUGAAUGCCAUUUAG
Messenger RNA from Candidozyma haemuli, 1659 nucleotides. RefSeq lists its product as uncharacterized. NCBI's taxonomy places the organism in Eukaryota, Fungi, Ascomycota, Pichiomycetes, Serinales, Metschnikowiaceae. The transcript has a single exon. The coding region runs from base 1 to 1659 and encodes 552 amino acids. The record is from RefSeq and is a predicted model, not a curated record.